AUGCCCUCAUCUGCGACUGGCGUCGUCGACGCCUUCAAGAACCUCAUUCGACAUGGAAAACAUCAUCACCACCACCAGCAGGCUCGAAACGACGAAACUUCAGCCCCAGGAUCACAACGUGCUCCUACCCAACAUGACCAGCAACAUAAAGUACCCGAAAAACGUCAUAUAGAAAAAGAGAACGCUGAAGUAGCACACCGGGAGGCAGCCCAGAUUAUUGUUCAGGAAGAACGAGAGGCAAAGGCUCAAAUGCCCACAUACAAGGGUCUUGAGAACUUCCAGCUCAUCGAAAAGAUGGGAGAUGGUGCCUUUUCAAACGUAUACAAGGCCAUCGACUUGACGACGCAGAAGAACGUAGCUGUGAAAGUGGUCAGAAAAUAUGAGCUUACCGCGUCUCAGGAUGGAGAUAAGCAUCUCAACCCGAAAUUCAAGAAGAAGCCUCGCGUAACAGAGGUGCCGUUGUUCAAUCUCUUCUGUCGCGCAAACAUCCUCAAAGAGGUCCAAAUCAUGCGCGGGACACACCAUCCUGCUAUCGUCAAGCUCGUGUCUUUCUCUGAAUCGCCUGAACACUAUUUUCUUGUCCUUGAACUGAUGGAGGGUGGCGAACUUUUCCACCAAAUCGUCAAAUUAACCUACUUUUCCGAAAAUCUGUCACGGCACGUUAUCUUGCAAGUUGCUCAGGGUAUUCGGUAUCUGCACGAAGAACGUGGUGUUGUCCACCGUGACAUUAAGCCAGAAAAUCUACUGUUCGAACGAAUUCCGAUAAUACCUUCGAAGCAACCAGUUCACCGGCCUUAUGAUGAGGAGAAAGAAGACGAGGGCGAAUUCAUACCUGGCGUAGGCGGUGGCGGCAUCGGUAGAGUCAAAAUUGCUGAUUUCGGUCUAAGCAAAGUUGUUUGGAACGAAGAGACGAUGACGCCUUGCGGUACAGUUGGUUAUACUGCGCCGGAGAUCGUUAAAGAUGAAAGAUACAGCAAAAGCGUUGACAUGUGGGCUUUGGGAUGUGUUUUGUACACGCUAUUGUGCGGAUUUCCUCCCUUCUACGACGAGAGCAUCGGUGUCUUGACAGAAAAGGUCGCACGAGGGUAUUACACUUUUUUGAGUCCGUGGUGGGAUGAUAUCAGCGCCAGCGCCAAAGAUCUUAUUCAACAUCUGCUCUGCGUUGAUCCCGCGCAACGUUAUACCAUUGACGAAUUUCUUGCCCAUCCUUGGUGUAACGCUGCUCCUGCACCACCACCACCUCCCACGCCAUUCAUUUAUAACAAUCCUCCUUUAUCGGCACCGCUCGACUCUCCAUUAUUAUCAGCCGCUCGCGGAGGCCGCGUUGAAGGUCGCAGUCCCGGCCUAGCUACCCUUAAAGAGGCCUUCGACAUCACUUACGCCGUACAUCGCAUGGAAGAAGAAGGAGCUCGCCGGCGGAAGUACAAGGGUCGAGGUGGAGCAGGCGCACGUGGAUUCUUGCAGGGACUUAACGAAAACGAUGAGGAAGAAGAGGAAGAAGAGGAAGAUAUUCAGCGUAUCAAGGCGUCAUCUUCCGUAGCGACUGACAACGCGCAACGCGCUAGCAAUGUUUCCGCUGCUGUGUCGACGUCUCCAAGCUCAAAAACACGACGGGCAGGACCCGGAAUAUUUGAGCUUGAUAUGGAUAGCGCGACAUUGUUGGGGCGGAGACAUAAACGAGUCCCCGGUGCGAGUAGUCCGCUGGCUGGUAAACCCUUCAACAAUGCGUCUUUACGGCAAGACGCAAUCGUGGACCCUGGAAGCCCCAUGCGCGUUUGA
Messenger RNA from Desarmillaria tabescens, 1779 nucleotides. RefSeq names its product Pkinase-domain-containing protein. NCBI's taxonomy places the organism in Eukaryota, Fungi, Basidiomycota, Agaricomycetes, Agaricales, Physalacriaceae. The record is from RefSeq and is a predicted model, not a curated record. The transcript is spliced from 9 exons. Bases 1 to 1779 code for a protein of 592 amino acids. Gene Ontology annotation, biological process: cellular response to oxidative stress; protein phosphorylation. Gene Ontology annotation, molecular function: ATP binding; calcium/calmodulin-dependent protein kinase activity.